This is a messenger RNA of Chlamydomonas reinhardtii, 15030 nucleotides long. RefSeq lists its product as uncharacterized. The transcript has 30 exons. NCBI's taxonomy places the organism in Eukaryota, Viridiplantae, Chlorophyta, Chlorophyceae, Chlamydomonadales, Chlamydomonadaceae. The record is from RefSeq and is a predicted model, not a curated record. Bases 185 to 14449 code for a protein of 4754 amino acids.
GCUGAGCAGACACGCAGCAGCCUGCAGAUACAGCAACAAGCUCAGCAUACCAAGCAAGGGCCACCAGCAGUCAGCCUUACACAGCACAUCACGCCAUAUUGUAAUGCUUUGAGUGCUGCAUGUUGCAUAUCGCGCCGCACUCUGAAGAUGACUCCGCGCUGUGCAGGAGAACUCCAUGAGUUCCAUGGACGGCGACCCAGAUGCAGCCAUGGAUAAGCUCCGCGAGAUGGUGGCAUCGCUGCAGAAAGAGCUAAAGGCUAAGGAGUCGGAGGUGCGCGCCGCCCGCUACUGCUCCACAUGGGUCAGCCAGCGUGCGGAGGCACGUGGGAAGCAGGGCGGUGGCGGUGCCGAGCACUCGCCCACGGCGUCCCCGCCACACGCACGUGCGGGCGCUGCACCGCCUGCAUGGGCAUCGCCUGCCGCCAACCCCGGCAGCGAUGCGGGAAGCCAGCUGCCCACGCCCAUCUUCACGCGCCGGCUGGCUGCCCGGUCGCAAGCUCUGCAGUCGCCGUCGGCUGCCCAGGGUGGCCUCUCGACAGUGCAGGUUGCGCUGAUCGCCGCGGAGCGCGAGGUGUUGUCGCUCCGGUCGCAGCUGUCCCACCGGCAGCAGCACAUCAAACUGCUGGAACAGCGCCUGCUCGAGCAGUCGCAGGACAUUGCCGCCAUGUACGGCCGCGGCGAUCCCGCCCUGGCGGCCAGCCCGCUGGGCUCCCGCCGCGCCUCCUUCGCGGACCGCCGCCACAUGCCAGUGCUGGGCACCGAGGUGCUGCAGCCGCAGAAGGCGUGGGAGUUCACGACCGAGAGCGCGGCGGAAGGCGACAGCUCAGAUGGCAACCUGGCAUCGCACAUGCGGCCACAGGAUACACCGACUCGGAGCGCCAGCAUUGUUGCCGGCCGCGGCGUGCAGGCGACAAUCACAGAGGAGGACGGGGAUUCGGGAGCCAACGCGGAGGCGCUGGCGGAGGCAGAGGCCCGCAUUUCUGAGCUACAGACUCAGCUGGACUACGCGCGACAGCUGACGGCACAGAUGCGCGACGCCGCCGCCCGCUCGGGCUCGGAGCUGCUCGACCGUGACCUCACCGUCCGCGCUCUGGAGGCACGUGUGGAGCAUUACCGCACCCUGCUUGCAGCGGCAGCUGGUCGGCGGUCAGUGGAGCCUGCCACCAAUGCCAGCCAGGCUGCUGUGGGUAAUGAGAGCGCCGUGGAGCGCAGCCCGCCAGCGCCGCGCAUUACUAUGGAGGACAUGCCCGACAACUCCCGCGGCAGCACGCCUGGCGGCGGCUCGGCACCAGCGAUAAAUGAGGGCACGGCGGCGGCUGCCGCCGCCGCAGUUGCCGCCGCCGCCGCAGUUGCUGCCGCCGCCGCAGUUGCUGCUGCGGGUUCAACCGUGGACCUGUGGACGCCCGAGGGUGGCAGCCGCCUGGGCGCGACACCCGCCGUCGGCCAGCAGCCCCGCCCCAACAGCGGCGGCCGCACGCGGCAGGGCAGCGGCCAGCUGCUGGUGCGCGCCAAUAGCAACGCACGCCGGCAGGCGGAGGAGCUCAAGCGGCAGCUGGCGGAUGUCGCGCAGCUCCUGAGUGGCAUCAAGGCGUCCCUGGGCACUACCACCGGGGAGCUCAACACGCUGCAGGGCCAACUCGACACGCUCAGUAAGGAGGACGCGCCCACCACCACCACCACCGCCGCCGCUCCGCUGCGCAAUCUGGGCUUUGCCGCCACCGGCCACAGCUCCGACGCGGAGGAGGAGCAAGAGCCUGCGGCCGCCGCCGCCGCUGCGCAGCGCAUGUCGCUCAUUGAGGCGGAGGCCGGCGUAAACGCCAGCGGCGGCAUUGCCGCCAAGGCUCAGCAGCUGGAGGCGCUGCAGGCGCAGCUGGACGAGGCGGCCCGGCGUGUGGCGGCUUCGCAGACGCAGCUGGUGGCGGUGCUGGACGAGUCCGAGAGCCGGCAGGGCUCCGCUGGCGGCCUGUCGGCCUUCGGCUCCGUGCUGGCGCCCAUGCAAUCCACACCUGCGGUCAGCGAGGCGGCCCAAGAGGAAGGCGAGGAGGUCACGGUGGACAAGACUGCGGGUGUCCGCGCGCGCACGGCUACCUCUGACAGCCCUGCCUCGCCGCAUGGCGCCUCCGCCGAUGCGGCGGCGGCGAAGCCCGCCCAGUCGCCCAGCUUCACCCCGGCGCUGGUCAUCAACCCCAUGUUCACCAAGGACGCGUCCGACAGCGCAAGCCCCGGAGCCCGCGGCGCUGGCCCCGCCGGCGCCACCUCCGUUCACCGCAACCUGCUGUUCGAGGGCCCACAGGCUGCGGAGGUUGAGGCCACGGAUGCCUUCAGCGUCCUUGCCAACCGCGCUAACCCGCCCCAGGCAAAGGCUGGACUGCAAUCUAAGCUGGACGAGGCUGCCAGCCUACCUACGUCCCCUGGCGCGGUGUCAGCGACCGGUACCGGUGCGGGCACGUCCGACGGCCGCUCUGAGCCCCGUGCCGGGCUGCCGCCCAUGCCGCCUCUCACUGGCACGCCGCCACGGCCCGCGACGUUUUCGCUGGCCGGUACACAUGGCCCCAUGUCACCUCUGGCGCCGUCUGUCGCGGGCUCGGUGCCGCGCUGGUCUUUCGACGGCCGCCAGGGCACCGGCGAGACCCCUGGCAGGCCCUACGCCGCCAGUGUUUAUAGCGAUCUUGGCAGCGAGCUGUCGCAGCGCGUGACGGAGCUGGAGGAGGAGAUGUACACAGAGCGCAACACCUUUGCUGACCAGGUCAUAACGCUCAAGCGCGCCAAGAAGGAACUGGAAGCAAAGGUCAAGGAGCUCAACACGGAGCUGAACCUCAAGUCACAGCAGAUCGCAAUGCUUGAAGGCAAGGGCCCUCGCGGCAAGAGGCAGUCGGAGCACAUGAUGUCGGACCUGCACCAGACCGUCGCCGGCCUCACCGGCGAGGUAGCGGCCAAGGAUGCGACCAUCCGCGCGCUGGAGGCGCGCAUCGAGGACCUGGAGCAAGCCCAGUCCCGCUCCACGCGCCUGAUUUCCUCCGAUAUCGCGGACCUCAAGCGGCAGCUGGAGGCGGAGGUGGCAGAGAAGGAGGCCAUGCGGGCGGCGCUUGCUGAGGCCGACGGCGCCAUCGUGGCGCUGCAGAGCACCCAGAUCGCAGCGGUGCAGCGCGCCGAGUCGUUGGAGGAGGAGCUGGCGCAGGCGCGGCGCCUGGCCGCGGACCUGGAGCGCAUUAUUGCGCAGCUGAAGGCCUCGCACCGUGAGGUGGAGGGCGCUUCCGCGACCACGCUGCAAGAGCUGCAAGACCUCAAGACGCGCGUGGCGCAGCUGGAGGACGAGCUGCAGGCUGCCGCCGACGACCUGGCUGUUAAGAGUGAGCAGGUGGGGGCUCUGUCGAGCGACCUGCAGCAGCAGCGCGAGGCGCGGGAGAAACUGGAGAAGGAGGCCGCGGCGGAAGCGCAGCAGGCACGCGCCCGCUCCGGCGACGCCGAGCUCCAGCUGACCGUGCUGCAGAACCGCCUUACCUCAAUGGAGGAGCGGGCCUUGGAGGCUGAGGCCAAGGCACUGGAGCUGGCCACGUCCCUGGGCGCUGCCGGCUCCGACCGCGAGCACCUGCAGACGAAGGUGGACGAGCUGGGCCGCGCAGUGACCGCCGCGAAGGAGGAGCACACCCGCGCCACCACGACACUGCUGGGCGCGCUGUCGGAGGCGGAGCAGCGUGAGGCGUCACUGCAGUCGCAGCUGGAAGCGGCGAAGGAGCAGCUGGCGGAGGUGACGGAGAGGCUGGCGGAGGUGGAGUCGCGCGCGGAGCAGCUCAAUACCAAUCUGGAGGUGGCGGUGUCCCGGGCCGACCAGGUUCAGGUCGCGCGCGCUGCGUUGGAGGCAGCUACCGUGCACGACCUGGCGGCGGCGAAUGGGCAGGUCGCGCAACUAACAGCCGCCAAGGCUAGCCUGCAGCAGCGCGUCACAGAGCUGGAGGCGCAGCUGGAGGGCCUGAAGACGGAGCGCGCCUCUCUGCAGGGCCGCGUAGAGGAGCUCACCACAGCCGCUGACGCCACCGCGGCCCUACAGGAGCAGGCUCUUGCAGUACACACCGGUGAGGUCAAGGCGGAGCGCGAGCGCUCUGCUGAGCUGCUUGCGGACCUGGAGAGCCUGCGCGAGAGAGUUGCCAGCCUGGCCGCCGCUCAGACCGAGCUGCAAGCCCGUGUUGAGGAGCUGAGCUCGCAGCACCAGGCGGCGGAGGCCCGCGGCGACAGCCUAGAGCAGCAGCUUAAGACCGCGGAGGACGAGGCGGCGUCGCUGACGGCCCAGCUGAAGGCAGCGCAGGCGCGUGUGGAGGAGCUGGAGCAGAGCCUUGAGCUAGCCAACGAGGAGGCGGCCACUAUGGCGAACAGCGUGCAGCAAGCGGAGGCGCGGGCCACGGACCUGCAAGCAGACCUGGAGGCGGUGCAGGAGCAGUCGGAGACGCGUGGCGCGGAUGUGGAGCGCUUGGAGGCGCGUGCGCGCGUGCUGGCAGAGCAGCUGGAGGCGGCGACCGAGCAGGCGCAGAUGCAGAAGGCGGAUGCGGAGUAUGAGCAGGAGCAGCUGCAGUCGCGGCUACGUGAUGCGGAGGAGCGUAUUGAGGUCAUGCAGUCCCGCUCGGUCGCUGAAGCUGCGGCGAUUCGCGCGCUGGGCAACGCGCGUGUGGACGAAGUGCGCGACGAGCUUCUGGCUGUGGAAACCGCCCUGGCGCACGCACAGCAGCAGAACAGGGACCUGUGGGCGCAGCUAGACGCGGUUGCUGACACGGUUGAGCGGGAGGCGCCCGCCGGCUUCGGCCCAUCAUCACUUCGUGCCAGCCUGGAUGUGGGCGCCGCUCGUGGCGUUGGCGCUUUGGAAACGCCGUUCUCUCGCUCUGUCCCGUUGCCUGGCGCCGACGGCAGCAAGGUCGGUGCUGCCGGCCACGUUGAGGAAGCCUCGCUAUCUCCUGUGCCGGAGGAGGUUUCAGAGAAGGCGGGUGGCGACAGCGGCGCGGCUGCCACUGCUGCGGCCGGCGUGGUUGCCUCGCCCGUUGCGCGCCCACGGACCAGCUCCGCCGGCUCCAUUGGGACGCCUGUCAAAACCCCAAGCGGCAAGGGCGCGGGAGCCUGGAACCGGCCCCUGAACUUCAAGGACGCGCUGCUGCAGGGCGCCGCGCGAUCCGCCGCUGCGGCGGCGCAGGGCGUCGGCACGAUGCCAAUGUCGCCUGCCGGCAAGGCACCGUCGCUGCGCGGGCGCCUGUCUGACGCGAGCCUUGGCAACAUCGUGGUUCCCUCCGGCUCCCUUGAAACCGGCCGCCUGGGCAGCAGCGCUCUGGGCCUGGCUGCGAGCCUCGACUUCGCAGACACGGCUGCCAUGGCCGCGGCGCCCUCGCAGCCAGGCGCUACGGAGCAGGCGGCAGGAACUGUCGAGCAGGGCUCCAGCGCUGCGGCCACGCCGGCGUCGGCGGACAAGUCGCGUGCUCAGGGCCUUCAGCUGCUGAACCCCGACCGCGAUGCCACUGGCUCGGGCACCGUGACGCCCACCAACGCCGCUUCCGAGCGUGGCUCGGAGGUGGGCGAGGAGGAGGGCCUGGCGGCUGAGGAGGAGGGCGCUAUGGGCCUGUCUGGCGGCGUUGGCGCGGCGGGACGCAAUGGCCCUGUGCCGGACGUGGCGGCCUCUGUGUCGCAGUGCCUGGGCGCUAUGCGCGCGCAAGCACGUACCCUGCAGGACCGCUUGGAGUCCGCGACUGCGGAGCUGGCGGACCUGCGGCAACGCCUGCACGACACCUCCACUGAGGUUGCAGCCACCUCACGGCACCUGUAUGACGUCGAGGCCGCUAAGGCGGAAGCAGACGACGCCGCGCGCAAGCGGCAGGCCGCGCUGCAGCAGCAGCUUGCGGCGGAGGCGGAGCGACUGGCGGCGGCGCUGGCCGACACCAAGGCCGCGCAGGAGGCGCAGCGCAAGCUGGCGGACGAGGUAGAGGGGCUGAAGAGCACGCAGGCAGACCUCGAACAGCAGUUGGUGGCGGCCGCAGCUGCGCAUGAUCACCUGGAGCAACAACUCGUCACCGCGACCGCGGAACGCGAUGCGUUGCGUGUGGAGCUGGCGGACACUGUUAAGGCGCGCGACCAGCUGGUGGCGGAUCUGGCAGCUGAGACGCAGGCGCGGACGGAAACGCAGCAGCGCCUCGGCGAGGCAGAGCGGCGGGCGACGGAGCUGCAGGAGCAGUUGCAGGAGUCGGUGGCUUGCUGCGCUCGCCUCGAGUCUGAGCUGGCGGGGGCAAAGGACGAGAUCAAGGACCUCAAGGCGGAGCUACAGCAGGCCGCCGACACCCAGGCCGACCUCAGCCGCAAGGUGCACGCCUCAGAGGAGCUUGCUCGUGACCGUGCCGACAACAUCUACACCCUGCAGUCCAAGCUGGCAGAUGCAGAGACGUCCCUCGCCAGUGCCCGCUGCGCCCAGCAAGCGCUCCAGGGCGAGAUGGAGCGUGCUGUGCCUGUGGUCAUGUCGCGCAGCGCGCCAGGCCCGGCCGCCACUGGCAGCUGGGACAGCCUGCAGCAGCAGCUGACUGGCCUCCUUACUGCCAAGGCGGCGUCUGAGCAGGCGCUGUCCAAGGCCGCGGACAAGGAGCGCGAGCUGACUGAGGAGCUGCAGCGCCUGGGCGAGGCGAAGGCCGCAGCCGACAGCCAGCUGGCCGAGGCUGCCACUCAGGUGCAGGCGCUGGAGCAGCGGAUCAUGGAGCUGGACGCCUCGGUGUCCCAACUGCAGUCUCGGCUGGAGGACACGGAGGCGCAGCACGCGGAGCUGCAGCUGCGCUAUGACGACCUUGCAGCGGCCAAGGCGCAUGCCGACAGCCAGCUCACCGCCGCAGCCGAUCUGGAGGCCUCGCUGCGGAAGGAGGUCGCCGAUCUGCAGCAGGACAACGCGGCUGCCGUGUCCCAGGCGUCGUUGCUGGAGUCCAGCAAGGCCGCGCUGGAGGCGACGGUCGCGGAACUAUCCGAGUCACACACCAACCUGCAGCGACAGCUGUCAGAGGUGGCGGCAACGCGAGCGUCGUUGGAGCGCGAACGUGACGAGCUGGCGGCGGCUAAGCAGGCGGCCGAUGCUGACCUGGCCGCUGUUCGUGAAGAGCGCGACGGCCUGUCGCAGCAGCUCGCGUCUGUCCACUCGGAGCUCGCCCAGACGUCCGCCGAGCGUGAGGCGCUGGAGCAGCAGCUAUCCGAGGCCAAGGCCUCGGCGGACCGUGAGCGCACCGCUGCCAGGGAGAUCGGCUCCGCAGCAGAGGAGCGUGUGGCUGCGCUUUCCACCGACCGCUCCGCGACGCAGGCGCUCCUCGACGCCGCCAUGGAGCGCAAGGCCGAGCUGGAGAGCCGGCUUGCGAAGACGACUGCGCUGAACGAGGAGCUGCAAUCUGAGCUGUCAGCAGUGCGCGAGGCUAAGGCUGGGGCCGAGGACCAGCUGGCAAGCACCUCAUCCAGGCUGGCGGCGCUGGAGGUCCAGCAGGCGCAGCAGGCGGCUGAGAUCAGCGCUCUGGAAGACAGCCUUGCCAAGGCCUCCACGGACCAGGUCCGGCUGGAGGCCGAGCUGGAGGAGGCAAAGGCAGUGACUGGCGAGCUGGCUGACUCCCGCGAGGCGACCGCGGCCCUGGCAUCGCAGCUGUCUGCGGCCGAGGCAGCCACGGCGGCGCUGGAGAAGCAGGUGCACGAAGUUGAGGCGGCCCAUGCAGAGUCGCAGCGUGAUCUGACGGCCGCGCGGGAGGCGCUUGCGCAACUGGAGGCGGAGCUGGCGGAGACGGAGGCGGCAGUCGAGCGCCUGCAGCAGCGCCUGGCCGAGGCCGAGGAGAGUCGUGACGAGCUGCAGCAGCAGCUGGCGGCUGCAGACGAGCAGCGCGCUGAGCUAGAGGAGCAGCUGCAGGAGGCCGUGACUGCCCGCCAGGCGCUGGAGGAGGAGUGGCAGGCCGCCGACGGUGAGCGCAGUGCGCUACAGGCUGAGCUGGCGGAGGUCAAAGAGGCCGCAGCCGACACAAACACGCGGCUGCGGGAGGAGCUGGAGUCCCUGGCCGCGGCACGUGAGCGGCUGGCGAACGAGCUGGAUGAGGCGCGCUCGGCGCUUGCCGACACGCAGGCACAGCUGGAGGAGGCUCAGGAGCAGCAGGCGGAGGGUGCCCGGCAGCUGGCAGCCAAGGGCCAGGCGCUGGAGCACCUAGAGCGCGACAUGGCGGGCGUCAUUGAUGCCAAGCUGCUGGUGGAGCAGCAGUGCCGCGAGCAGGGUGCGGCCCGGGAGGCACUGGCGGGGCAGCUUGACGACGCGCAGUCGCGGCUACAGGCGCUGCAGGCGGAGCUGGAGGGCCUUGAAGGCCGGUUGGAGGCGGUGUCGGCCACAGCGUCAGGCCGGAUUGCGGAGCUGGAAGCAGACCUCGCGGCAGCUCGCGCCAAGAUCGCACAGCUGGAGGCGGAGGUGGCGGACCUGCGCCAGCAGCUUGCUGAAGCAGGGGCAGAGGCAGCAAGGAGUGCGGCGGAGGUCGCGUCGCUGACUGCUCAGCUGCAGGAGCUGGAGAGGGCACAGGCGGAGGCCUUAAACAUGGCGGCUGGCUCGCAGGAGCAGGUGCAGGCACAGCUGUUGGCGGCGCAGCAGCGGCUAGCGGAGCUUGCUGGCAGGUUGCGGGCCACGGAGGGGGAGCGUGAUGCCGCGCAGGGCGAGGCUUCGGAGCUGAAGGAGCAGCUGGCGGUUAUUGCACGGCUUCUGGAUGAGGACGCUGCCAUGGGCGUGCAAAGCAGGUCGCUGCCCGCAUCUGGUGGCAGCGAGCUGGCCUCAGCUGUGGUUGGGCUGCGCGCCAGCAUGUCGGCACGCGCCGCGGCUGCCGAGCAGGACGCAGCCAAGCGCGCCGCACGCGCCGCCGACCUUGAGGCGGAGCUGGCCCAGCUUCAGCGACAGCUGCAGCAGAAGGAGGAGGACGCCGCAUCGCGUGCCACCGAGCUGGCUGCGGCGCUGGAGAAGCUGAAGGCACUGGAGGUGGACAUGGCGGCGAAGGAAAUAGAGGCGGUUGAGCGAGAGGCAACCGCCACCGACAGCGCCAUUCAGCAGGUGGAGGCCCUGACGGCUCACGUCAACGCCCUGCAGACGGCCCACCGGGCUGAGCUGCAGUUGGCGGUUGACAAGUCGGUGGACCUGGCGGCGGAGCUCGACGCGACCACCGCCGAGCUGGCUGCCACGCGUGAGGCCCUUGCUGCUGCCGCUGAGGAGGCUGCCGCCGAGCGCGAGCGCAUGGCCGCAGUGGAGGUGGAGCUGGGCAACGUGGAGUCGCAGAUGCUGACGUUGCGGCAGGCCAUCGUGGACACCGAGGCUAUGGCCGACCUGCUGCGUGCAGAGCUGGCGGAGGCUCGCGCCGCACUGGCCGACACCGAGGCCCAGCGCAACGCCGCCGAGCAAGGCCUGCAGGCAGCCAAGGCGGACGCCUCCGUCGCGCGCGGCGAGCAGCAGCACACAGCUGCAGAGCUCAGCCGCCGGCAUGCAGCAGCGGUACAACAGGCGGACGGGUUGCGGGCCGAGCUGGUGGCGGCACAGACGGAGCUUGGCGCUCUUCGGACGCAGCUUGGCGACCUGCGGGAGCAGCUGCACGCCGCUCAGGCUGAGCGUGACACUGCGGCGUCCCGGCUGGCGGCGGCGCAGGGCGAGGUGGACGCGGCUGCAAUGCGGCUUGCGGCGGCGCAGGAGCUGGUUGACGCCAAGCGCUCCGAGGCUGAGGGUCUGGAGCGCCGCCUUCAGGCAACGACCGCGGACCUGUCUGUUGCUCGUGAGGACCUGGCAGCCGCCCGCGCGGAGCUGGCCGGCGCGCGCACUGAGCGUGACAGUGCCCAGCACCACCUGGACGGCGUCCGUGCUGUACUGGCUGCCAUAGAAGAUGAGCGCAGCAGCUCGGCUGCGGCAGCGGCAGCAGCUGCCGCGGCCUCCGCCACUGCGGCGCAGGAGCAGCAGCGCGUAGUCAUGGUGCAGCAGCGAGAGCUGGAUCUGUCCCGUGCCAGCGAGGCUGCCCGCGUGGCUGAGCACCUGGGUGCAAUGGAGCAGCGCGCGUCGGACCUGUCCCGCCAUGCCGACGACCUGCAGCGGCGGCUUGACCUGACCGAGGAGCGCCUGCAGGCCGAGCGGGCGGACGCUGCAGCGCAACGCACGCGGUCCGAGGUUCAGUUAGCGGCGGCGCGCACUGAGGCCGACGCAGCGCUGGCGGAGCGGGCCUCCGCCCUGCAGCAGCUGGCGGCCGCGCGGGCUGAGGCUGCGGGACUUGAGCAGCGACUGGAGCAGGCGCAGGCGCAGAUGGAGGCACUGCGCCGACAGCUAGCUGACCUAGAGGGCCGGCAGCGCGCUGACGCCGACGCCGCGCGCGAGCGUGUCGGCGAGGCGGGCAAGCUGCGUGCAGAGCUGGGCGCAGCGCAGGCCGAGGUUGCCGCGCAGCAGUCGCACGUGUCCACGCUGCAAAGCGAGCUUGCGGCGCUGAGGGCGCAGCUGGCUGGCGCGCAAAGCGAGCUGGCGGCAGCGCAGGUGGAGCUGUCGGCGCUGGCCUCGCAGCGCGAUGCGGCUGAGGUCAAGGUGGCCAGUGCACACGCUGACCGCGAGGCGGACGUGCUGCAGCUGCACAACCUGCGCGGUGACCGGGCCGUCCUGGAGGCGGCGCUGGUGCCGCUUGAGGAGCGCGCCGCGGCGCUGGAGCGGCAGGCGGAGGAGCUGCGACGGCAACUGGCGGACGCGGAAUCGCGACUGGCAGCGGAGCAGGUGGCCGCGUCGGCGGCGCGGGCGCGGCAGGAGGCGCAACUGGACGCGGCACGGGCAGACCUUGCGGCGGCGGCUGCGGCUCGCGAUGCCGCGACGCAGCAGCUGGAUGGCCUGCGUGUGGAGCUGGUGUCGGCGGCGAGCGGCCGCGCGGCGCUGGAGGCGCAGGCGCGGUCGGCGCAGGCUCGUGCCGAGGGGCUGCAGCAGCAGCUGGCGGCGGUGCAGGAGCAGGCAUUUGCGGCGGAGUCAAGGCUGUCGGCGGAGCGCUCCGAUGCGCACGCCGCCCGCAGCCAGGCCGCCACCAUCCGGGCGGACAUGUCGGCGGCCAUGGCGGAGCGUGAUGCCGCCGUGCAUCAGCUGGCGCUGCUGCGGAACGAGCUCAGCUCUGCCCGCUCCGAGCGCGAUGCGUUGCAGCAGCAGGCAGCCACAGCCGCCGGCGCGCGGGCGGGCCUGGAGGAGCAGAUCCGCGGCCUGGAGGCACGAGCGGCGGCGCUGCAGCACGAGCUGGAUGCGCUGGGCGGGCUGCGUGAGCGGCUGUCGGCAUCCGAGGCGGCGCUGGCGGCGGAGCGCAAGGCGGGUGCGGCGUCGGCCGCGGCCCUGGGCUCGCUGGAGGGCCAGUUGGCGGCGGCCAAGGCUGAGCUGGCGGCGGCGCAGUCCAGCAACAACGUGGUGCAGCGGCAGGUUGGCGAGGUGCAUGAGGAGCUGGCCACGCUCCGCCGCGACCUGGCCGCAUCCACGCGCGAGCUGGCGUCGCAGCACGCGGUCACCGAGGCCCGCAUUGGCGAGAUGCAGGCCAAGGUUGCACAUGCACGUGCGCUGGCUGCCGAGCGCGCCGAGCACAUCAAGCAGCUGGAGUCGGAGCUGGCGUCGGCCAAUGCGGCGCUGGCGGCAGCUACGCAGCAGCUGCGCGACCGUGACCGCGACGCCAAGGCCAUGGUGAACGGGCUGGAGGCGGCGCUGGAGGCCACUCGCGCCACCCUGGAGGCCGAGCGCGGCCGCAGCCUACAAAAGUUGAAGGACCUGCAGCAGGCCGAGUUGGCCGCUAAGCAGCAGCUUAAGGAGGCGCAGGACGAGACAGCUGCGGCGCGCGGCGGCCAGCAGGCGGCGCAGGCGGCAGCCGCUGCCGAGCUGUCGGCGCUUCGUGAGGAGCUGGGCGAGAUGCAGCGGGCAAUGCGGCAGGCAGACGAGGCGGCAGCCGCCGCGCGGCAGCGCGCUGCCUUCCUGGACGCCCAGGCGGGCGCGGCACGGGCCGCCGAGGCAGACGCGCAGCGGGCUCUGGCGGAUGUAAAGCGUGACGCCGGGCGGCAAGAGGCCGUGGCCGCCAGCCGCAUUGGCAGCCUUGAGGCUGGGCUGGCGGCUGCUCAGGACCUGGUGAAGAGCCUGGAGGGCCGCGAGCGGCGGUCAGAUGAGGCUGCUCGCGCGGCACAGAGCGAGGCAUCCAGUCUGGCCAGGCAGCUGGACGCAGAGCGCAGCAAGACUGCCCGCAUGGAGCCUCGGCUGGAGUCGCUGCAGGCUCAGAUCGCCGCGCUGCAGUCGGAGCUGCGCCACACACAGCAGGCACUCCGUGGCUACGAGUCCCACGCGCCGGGCCUGGAGGCCGAGAUCCGGGAGCUGCGCGAGGUGUCUGCGGCGGCCACGGCGGAGAACGAGCGGCUGCAGCUGCAGCUGGACGGGCUGGUGGAGCAGCUCAGCCGGCAGACGCGGCAGCUGCGCAUUGCGCAGGAAGGCACGCAGCUCCUCAAGAACGAGGUGGAGGCGCUACAACCCACCGUCAACCAGCGGGCCGUGGGCAGCUCCCGCGGCAGGUCUGCGGAGCGCCGCAACGCGCCCUCCAGCCGCACGCCAUCCUCGGGUGGUGUGGGAACUGCCACCACAACUCGGGUGCCGGCCGCAAACGGCAACGCGGGCAGCAUCCUCGAUGACGGCGCCCGCAUGAUCCUGCGCAAGCCCAACCAGCAGCCAUUCAACGCCACGGCGCCUCUGCGCGUGCCUGACCAGCCGGUAGCUGCCGCGGCCGCCCGCGUGGCCGCCCAUCGCUUGUCCUCUGGCGGUAGUGGCGCCGACGGGGCCGCGCCAGGCAGCGCCGCUGCUGCCCAGAAGCCAGCGGCAGCGGUUCGCCGCCGCUCCGCAUCUGUGGAGCGGCAGCCUGUGAAGGCGCCAGUGGCGGCGGACCUCCAGCAUCAGCAGCAGCAGGCGGUGGCGCCUGCGGGGGCUGCGCCUGGCAGGAUGCAGCAGCGGCUGCAGGAGGAGGCGCUGCAGCUGCGGCAGGAGGUGGUGGAGGACAGCACCCGCGUGCGGGCGCUGCAGGAGAAGCGCGCUUCCGGCGACCCCCUCACGCGGGCCGAGGCCAUGGAGAUGGAGCUGCUGACGGCGCGCAUGGCGGCGCACCGCGCGCGCAUCGCCUCCAUCAUGGAGAACGUCAAGGUAGCUAGGCAGCAGCAGGAGAAGGAGAGGGAGAAGCAGCAGGCUUCAGGGCUGGGCCUGGGUGGUGAAGCGCUGCCCGCAGACACCCAGCAGCAGCACGCGCACGCGACGAUGACGAUGCAUGUGGAGGCUGGGCUGGGCGGGGGGGAGCAUGUGCCUCGCGCGGUUGGGGGCGGUCCCGUGCAAGCUGCCGAUCCUGCCGCCGCUGCUGCUGCUACUGCCGCUGCGCGGCAGGUGACGCACUUGCCCCACCCGCCGCCGCACCCGCCCACAGUGACCGACGCCGCCGAAAGGGCGGCGGCGCCGCAAUACAGCCUGCGGCACGAGGCGGCGGGGGCGGGGCUGCAACCGCCCACGGCCAGCCACUCCCUGGGAAUGAGUCACGCACAGCACAGCCCUUACCACGUGGCGCGGGAGCAGGAGGCGCAGUCCCAGCUGCGAUUCUUUGAUUUAGAGAGUAGAGCGGAGCCGGCGGAGCUGGAAGCUGGUGGUGCCGUUGACGGUCCGCCGUCACAGCCGCGAGGCCGUGAGUCGGCUUCCCGACGCCACGGCUCUGGCUUACGGCCGGAUGCGACAUCACCCACGCACCAUCGCAACGCAAUGCCCGCCGCCAGCAGCACCGGCAGCGUCAGCCCGGGGCACUACAACGCGCGCUCGCUGUCGCCGUCUAACCACAGCAUGCGCACCGGCGGCGGCGAGGCGGUGGUGCCGUGGUACCCGCCGGGUGGUGCGGUGGCGGCAGCAGCGCACACGGCCAGGCAUGCAGCCUCGCCGGCGUCGUCCAUGCAUGGCGGCCCGGCGGGGUCGGUCCGGGGUACGCCCGCCCGCAUGCGCUCGGCGGCGGCGUCUGACGCCGGCGGCGGCGAUGACAUGGCGGAGUCGGCUGCUGGCGGCGCGGCGGCGGGAGGCGGCGGCGGUGGCGGCUCGCGCUACCGCAGCCCGUACCUGACACAGACUCUGGCGUACCUGCCGGCUGUGGUGGCGGGUGGCAACGGCCGGCCGGCGGCGGGGCCGUCGCCGUCGCGGCCGCGGCCCAGGCUGCAGCAGCAGCCGGUCAGCGGGCACUUCGAUGAGAACGACCCCGAGGGCGUGCUGUGGGUGCCGGCGCAUGUGAUCACGGCCGCCGGCGGCGGCCAGGAAUGGAGCGCGGGCGGCGCGGCCAGCCCUGUGCCGGCGCGUGGCGGUGGUGGCGGCAGUGGGGGUUGGGCGCAGCAGCGGGAGCAUGAGCCGCUGUUCAUGCCAUCGGGCAUUGGUCCGGGCCUGAAGAGCCCACCGCGCCCUUGAAGUUGCAGGGCUGUUUAGGACGGAAUAUUGGAAAUGCGGUAGGUAGCGGUACGCAAGCUAAGGCUGCGUGCUUGGUGCUGAACUACCAAUGCAGUUAUCGCGGGCGAAAGUUCAUAGCAACUUAGAGUAUUGUGUGUUUGCCAUGACUUCGGGUAUGGUGCCGAUGCCUGCAAACGUCACACACAGAGUGUUGAACUGAGUUACGGGACCUAGUAUGGAACCGAAGUCAGAUGCCGUGACCAAACGAAAUGGCUGCGUGAUUGACGCUUGGCGUUGCGCAUGAACUGCGCCUCAUUGAACCGGUGCAGACAAUUUCAUUCUACUAAACAAAGCCAUUCAACCAGUUAGCUAUCGCUGUUUAUCGCUUGCUGCGGUGAUGCGUGUCACGCUAUCAGUCUAUCACGCACGCACCUUGCCCACUAGUGGGUGUGUAAAUGGCGGUGCUAGACAGCUGGAGAGAACAGCAGCAGUAGCUCUGGGGUCAACUGGGCUGACUAACGUACAAGUCCGUACCUGUGAGGGCAGACUACGGGAGGCCGGGUACCGGAGGGGGCUGAGGAUAGGCUGGUAUGGGCAGUUCC